This is a messenger RNA of Bactrocera oleae (olive fruit fly), 1340 nucleotides long. RefSeq names its product histone-arginine methyltransferase METTL23. The record is from RefSeq and is a predicted model, not a curated record. Gene Ontology annotation, cellular component: nucleus; cytoplasm. Lineage: Eukaryota; Metazoa; Arthropoda; Insecta; Diptera; Tephritidae.
AUUACUUCGUGGUUUAAGAUUUAUUAUUAAUAUAUUUUCAAUUAUUCUAUAUAUCUUAUUCUUUGUUUCUUUAAAAUUAUUUAAAAAAUGACUAGUGGUUAUCAAGUGAAGGAAGAAAGUGAUAACGAGAAAACAGCAACAGCUGUGACAACGGUGACAGCAACAACAAGUACUGCAGGUACUCAAAUCGCAAGUGUAGGUGCUGCUAGCAAGGAAAUUCCGGAACAUAUUAGAAAAUUUGUGUUUACGAAUCAGAAAACUGAAAAUUCAAGCGAUACCAGCGACUUAACGGAACCUCUGGAAAAAGUGGAAGUGCAAAUACCUGAGCUCUUACAAAGUGGUUACUCCUUCUAUACUUGGCCGUGUGCUCCGGUAUUGGCUUGGUUUUUGUGGGAAAGUCGUCGAAAUCUUGUGGGCAAGCGUGUUCUCGAAUUGGGUGCAGGCACAGCGCUACCUGGUAUAUUAGCUGCUAAAUGUGGUGCACGUGUUAUACUUAGCGACAGUUGUAUAUUGCCAAAAUCAUUAGCACACAUUCGCAAAUCUUGCUCAGUUAAUAAUCUUGUACCCGGACAAGAUAUUGAAGUUAUCGGUCUCAGUUGGGGUUUACUACUCAACAGUGUUUUCAAUAUAGGACCACUUGAUUUGAUAAUAGGAGCAGAUUGCUUUUACGACCCAAGUGUAUUUGAAGAUAUACUUGUAACCAUUUCGUUUUUGCUUGAAAGAAAUACGGACGCAAAGUUUAUUUGCACAUAUCAAGAGCGUAGUGCUGAUUGGUCUAUCGAGGCGUUGUUAAAGAAGUGGAAGCUACGUUCAGUACCUAUCAUUAUCGACAACUUGGGUAAAAAUUCUGGAGUUGAUCUCUUGGAAUUAAUGGGCAAUCAUACUAUACAUUUACUUGAAAUCACAAAGGAGCGGUAAAAAGUUGUUGCAACGUAUUUUUUUCAUUUAAAAAGAAUAUUAAUAAUUAUUCAUAAUGUCUGGAGUUGCACGCAAUUCGUAUAAACUGUUUGUUGGGAAUCUACCAUGGACCAUUGGCCAAAAAGAAUUACAAUCAUAUUUUUCCAACUAUGGUCAUGUUGCUAGUACCAUCGUAGUUUUUGAUAAGCAGCUAGGCUUCUCAAAGGGAUAUGGUUUUGUAUCAUUUAGCAGUCGCGAUGGAUUUAAUAAUGCUUCCAAUAAAAAUACACAUUUCAUCGAAGGACGAGUACUCAAAGUGCAGCCAGCAAACUCUUAAAAAUAUUCUAAUUAAGAAUCGUUAUCAUCUACAUGUCAAAUUUGUAGCACCUGCAUCAAAUUAAAAAGUUAUUAAAAACAUUUCGUAAAAUUUACAAAAACACAUA